AUGACUCAUUUAAUGAUGUGUUGUUCAGCUCCAUUACCUGAAAGUAUUCAUCGACGAUGGUAUGAAAUAACUGGUCAUCAUCUUCUUGAACGUUAUGGAAUGACUGAAUGUGGUAUAGCAUUAACAAAUCCAUUAAAAGGAGAAAGAAUUCCAGGUACUGUUGGUCGACCAAUGCCUGGUGUUACUAUUCGAAUUGCACGAGAAAGUACAAUAUCACCUAUGUAUUAUGAAACAUUAAUAGAAGCUGAUAGUGAUAAUACAAAAGUUGAAAUACAAAAAUAUUGGCGAAAACGUAAUGAAACACGUGCAACAUUUACAACUGAUGAUAGUUUUUUUAAAACAGAUGAUCUAUUUCGUUAUGAUCCUGAAAAAAAUGUUUUUUCAAUUCGUGAUAGACAAUCAAUGGAUAUAAUUAAACGUGCUGGUUAUAAAAUAUCUGCGUUAGAUAUUGAACGUAUUUUAUUAGAACAUAAAAAUAUAUCUAAAUGUUUAGUUAUUGGUAUUGAUGAUCCAACACUUGAUCAAAAAAUUCUUGCUAUUAUUGUACCAAAAUCAUUAAAUAAUAUAAAUAAUUUAGUAAUUGAUACAGUACGACAAUAUUCAAAAGAAUAUUUAUCAAAUUAUUCAUUACCUGAUUCAAUUACUAUUUUUGAUCAUAUUCCACGAAAUGCUAUGGGAACAGUUAAUAAAAAAAAAAACUUGCACGUUUAUUAG
Messenger RNA from Rotaria sp. Silwood1, 714 nucleotides. The record is from the annotation of a GenBank genome assembly. NCBI's taxonomy places the organism in Eukaryota, Metazoa, Rotifera, Eurotatoria, Philodinida, Philodinidae.